Molecule: messenger RNA, 730 nt
Organism: Nicotiana tabacum (common tobacco)
Lineage: Eukaryota; Viridiplantae; Streptophyta; Magnoliopsida; Solanales; Solanaceae
Source: RefSeq, a predicted model, not a curated record
AAAAGCACCUUAAACAAAUAGUAAAACAACCAAGAAGAAGAAAAAAAAAAUAUGGAAAGUGAAUGUUUUCCAAGAAAACUCCGUUAUGAUAUUAGUAUGUCAAAAAGAACAAGAAAAUCACCAGUAAUUAUCAAAGAAGAAGCUAUCAAAAGUCCCGAGCACCCUCAACAAUUAAUCAAUUCAGUGGAAAACAGAGAAGAUGUAAUUAGUAAUGAAGAGGAAGAAGAAGAUAAGAAGAAGAGUUUGAAGCAGCUGAUUGAAGGUAGAGGAACUUCUUUAGGACACCAUUUUACAGAAGAAGAAAAGCAACUUCAGUUGGUGGUGAAACAGCCAGAAGGAAGUUUGAUGAAUGGAUUGAAAUUCAAGCAAAUGGUGAGUCGUUAUACCAAAGUUUUAAGUCAUAUGAUUAAGCUCAAGAGAAAGAAGCCUGCAGCUUACAUAUUGAAAAUGCAGGUCCAUAAUAAGCCUACAUCUUGAGUUUUAUAGGUCAACUUUAUAUUCCUUGAGCUCUUUUCUAUUUGUAAAAAAGAGCCGCUCACCACAACAGAGAGUGUGUGUGUAUGUGUACCUUCUCUACUUCAAUUUAAGCUCUUAUACAUACAUAUGAAUAAUUCUUGGGUGGAACUUCUUCCACAUAUACUACAAGUUCAUGACGAUAACUCUGUCACAAAAUUGUUACAGAUUUGUGAUUUUUUUGUAUGGAAUUCAUCAAUGUAGGAAAAAUUUGUGA